Scheffersomyces stipitis CBS 6054 is the source of this 1011-nucleotide messenger RNA. It is a transcript of the gene YBZ1, whose product is annotated as 25S rRNA (adenine2142-N1)-methyltransferase. Lineage: Eukaryota; Fungi; Ascomycota; Pichiomycetes; Serinales; Debaryomycetaceae. Gene Ontology annotation, molecular function: rRNA (adenine) methyltransferase activity. The transcript is spliced from 2 exons. The record is from RefSeq and is a predicted model, not a curated record. Gene Ontology annotation, cellular component: nucleolus. The coding region runs from base 1 to 1011 and encodes 336 amino acids.
AUGGCAGUCAGAAAGAAUAAAGGAGGGUUAUUGAAACGUCCAAAGACCAUUACGGAAAAAAAAUUCUCACCAAAUAGUCUCAAACCGCAACAGGCGAGAGCUCUCAUCAGAAGAUAUCAUGUUCUCCAAAAGAACAAGCAUGCUAUAAUACGAAAACUCCAGGCGACAAAGAGUAGGGUAUUGUCUGAAGUUAAUAUCGAAAAUUACAAGGCAAUAAUCAAAGAUAAGGUUUUCCAAGAAAGUUUUGACAAAUUUGAUCUUUCGUCAGUCAAGAACAAUUCCACCUUUGUCAAAGUAGACGACUCACUCUCCACAACGCAAUUGGUUCAACUUUUGGCAGAAAUAGAUAGUGAAAUUGCAGCCCGUGGUGGAAUCGAAGCCUACCAGAGUGCUUCGACUCAGGGCCAGACUGCAAAAAGAGGAGGAGAUUCUUCUAAACGGUUGGUGGAAUGGCUUAAGACAGAGGAGUACAAAUCUAGAUUGAACCAAAAUAGUGCUUUAGAGAUUGGAUGCUUAAGUCCCAACAAUCUCAUAUCGACAUGUGGGAUAUUUGAUAGCAUUGUUAGAAUAGAUUUAAACUCCCAGAGUCCUCUUAUACUAGAACAGAACUUCAUGGAAAGACCAUUGCCCAGAAACAACUCUGAAAAAUUCAAUCUUAUAUCGUGUUCGUUGGUGAUAAAUUUUGUGCCAUCUCCUAAAGAAAGAGGAGACAUGCUUCUUCGAAUAACCAAGUUCCUCAGAGAGCCUACAAAGGACACCUUAAGUUCUUUGUUUCUUGUUCUACCAUUGCCAUGUAUAUCCAACUCUCGGUACUUUGACAACGAGAUCCUCCAAAAGAUAAUGGCAAGUCUUGGAUUCAAGCAAGUGUUUUACUACGAGGCAAAAAAGGUAGCCUAUUGGCUAUUUGACUGGCAGGGGAAAAGGCACCAGAAACUUCAGGUAUUUACAAAGAAAGAGGCAUAUCUGGGUUCCAAGAGAAAUAAUUUUUGCAUUACGCUAGAAGCAAAAUAG